GGCUUUUGCGCGCCGCACGGCUGCCCCUCGCAUCGCUUUGAUCGCUUCGAGGCUGCCCGGGCGCGCACCGCAUCGCUUGGAGGCUGCCGCGUCGCACCGAUGGCGGCGCAGGAGCUCGGGGCCGACGCGGCGGUCGCGUCGGACCUCGCGAGCCAGGCGACGGCGCCGUCGCACGUCCUGGAUUCCGAAUCACAACUCUCGCAACCCUCCGUGCGCUCGACGACGGCGGCGAACGAGCUCGAAGCUGAGGCGGAGCUCGCGGCCGAGCCCGAGCCCGAGCCCGAGCCCGACGAGGCCGCGGCGGAGCCCGACACGUUCGGCGACUUUGAAACGAGCGACGCGCCCUACGUCAUACCGGCCUUCCAGGCGAAGGCCGAGCCCGUCAAAGACGCCGACAAGAAGAAGUGGAAGAGUCAUAACGCGCAGCGCAAGAAAGAAAAAAAGGACCUCAUACCCUUCGAGGUCUGGCUCGCGAACAAGAAGGACCAAGAGGAACGCAAGAAGAAGGCCAAGUUCGUCGCGAUGAUGGGCGGCACGGUCAAGGACUCGCCCGAGAAGCAGCGAGCGCUCCAGCACACGCCCGCGAAGGGCACUCCAGCUUACGCCAAAUUCCUGAAGCUGGGCGGCGACUUCCUGCAAGGCAUGGAAGACGCCGUGGAAGAUCUAGCAAAGGGCCCGUCGUCGCCCGGCGGCGCCUCGGACACGUCGAUCACGCAGGACGAGAUCGAUCGCAUCGAGGCCAUGUGUCACAACCACAUGCACAUUGGCAACUUGCGAGCGCUGCUGCGGAAGCUGAACGUAUCAUACACGGUGCUUGGGGAUAGAAGCAACCAGCUCCAGUUACUCGAUAAAUGUUAUGCCAUGGACAACAAGUUGUAUGGCCGAGAUCCGGAGGAGAUAAGCUUGUGCAUGUGCAACCUGGCCCAAUGCUAUGCGGCGCUCGGGGCGUAUUCGAAGAAACGGAAACUGUUAGAAAAGGCUUUGGUCAUGCAGGAAAAGCUAUUUGGAAGGCAUUCGCCCGUCUUGGCACCGUUAUGCAUGGACAUUGCGCAGUGCUGCGAAAAACUUGAUGAUCAAGAGAGGAGGCGCACGCUCGUCGAGAAGGCCCGGGACAUCUGGACGAAGGAAUACGGGCCGGACGACGCCAACGUCGCCUGGUGCGCGUCCAUCCUGGCGGAGUUCCCGGAACGGGAAGAACACGCGGAAAUCGAUCCCGAGGCGGCCUACUGGGCCCACGAGCGGGAGCGGCUGCGGGCGUCGGGGGUGUGUGCCAUAACGUGA
Pelagomonas calceolata is the source of this 1281-nucleotide messenger RNA. The record is from the annotation of a GenBank genome assembly. NCBI's taxonomy places the organism in Eukaryota, Pelagophyceae, Pelagomonadales, Pelagomonadaceae.